Loa loa (African eye worm) is the source of this 384-nucleotide messenger RNA. RefSeq lists its product as hypothetical. Bases 1 to 384 code for a protein of 127 amino acids. The record is from RefSeq and is a predicted model, not a curated record. Lineage: Eukaryota; Metazoa; Nematoda; Chromadorea; Rhabditida; Onchocercidae. The transcript is spliced from 3 exons.
AUGGACAGGAUAGUGUCAUACUUAUCCGACAGACUACUGAAAAAUUCGUCAGAGAACUGGAACACUUGUCACAUAGCUGGAAAUGCCACGUGGCUGACUAUUAACAGCUCUGGGGUUAUCAACAAAUUACAUGCGGAACACUUGUCCAGCAGACAAGAUUUCAAUAUAGCGACGGCGGUUGAAAUUCCGGAUGAGCUGGUUGAUGGAUCUUUUUUAGCGGACUACCGUAGUAAAGUGAGAGAUAGCAGAAUAUGGGAAAGUUGGAAUGAUCGUUGUCUAACGCUGCAGCGGCGUAUCUCUCCGUGUCAUUUUGGUUUGUAUGUUUGUUUGUGGCCGAACAACAACGAGCAUCAGUUGAUGAGAAGUUCACCAUUGGUAGAUUAA